This is a messenger RNA of Selaginella moellendorffii, 824 nucleotides long. Its product is annotated as 40S ribosomal protein S9-1. Gene Ontology annotation, biological process: translation; positive regulation of translational fidelity. The transcript has 3 exons. The coding region runs from base 88 to 684 and encodes 198 amino acids. The record is from RefSeq and is a predicted model, not a curated record. Gene Ontology annotation, molecular function: rRNA binding; structural constituent of ribosome. NCBI's taxonomy places the organism in Eukaryota, Viridiplantae, Streptophyta, Lycopodiopsida, Selaginellales, Selaginellaceae. Gene Ontology annotation, cellular component: cytosolic small ribosomal subunit.
CAAAGCCCUAGAUCCCUUCUAGGGUUUUGAGCAGGCUCUAGGGUUCUUGCGCGCGGCGGAGGGGGCGAGGAGGAGGAUCGAUCAGCAAUGGUCCAUGUCUGCGUCUACCGCAACUAUGGGAAAACUUUCAAGAAGCCGCGGCGGCCAUUCGAGAAGGAGCGCCUGGACGCGGAGCUCAAGCUGGUGGGCGAGUAUGGGCUCCGGAACAAGCGAGAGCUGUGGCGCGUCCAGUAUGUCUUGAGCCGGAUCCGCAAUGCGUCGCGACACUUGCUCACGCUGGACGAGAAGAACCCACGCCGGAUCUUUGAGGGAGAGGCGCUGCUGCGGCGGAUGCAUCGCUAUGGGCUGCUCGAGGAGGGGCAGAACAAGCUCGAUUACGUCCUGGCUCUCACUGUGGAGAACUUCCUUGAGCGCCGGCUGCAAACUCUGGUCUUCAAGGCGGGCAUGGCCAAGUCGAUCCAUCACGCUCGCGUUCUCGUCAGGCAAAGGCACAUCAGGGUCGGGAAGCAAAUGGUGAAUGUUCCAUCGUUUCUGGUUCGUGUGGAAUCUCAGAAGCACAUCGAUUUCGCACUGACAAGCCCGUUUGGAGGCGGCGGUCCAGGGCGUGUCAAGAGGAAGAACACGAAGGCCGCGUCUAAGAAGGCUGCAGGGGGUGGCGAUGGAGACGAAGAAGAAGAGGAGUAACAAUGUGAAUCUUCUUUUAACUAAGAGUUUUGGUUUAUCCUUUCUCGCAAAUUAAAUUUUCCAGUUGAGCUUCAACAGGGAAGUAGAUUUUAAAUAUAGCUGGUUUGUCACCCACUAUAAAGUUUUGGGUGCUUUUGUAA